Messenger RNA from Ilyonectria robusta, 2967 nucleotides. RefSeq lists its product as uncharacterized. The transcript is spliced from 4 exons. Lineage: Eukaryota; Fungi; Ascomycota; Sordariomycetes; Hypocreales; Nectriaceae. The record is from RefSeq and is a predicted model, not a curated record. The coding region runs from base 1 to 2967 and encodes 988 amino acids.
AUGGAAACAAAGAAACGCCUGUCCUUGGACGGGCCCAGCUCCGGUGGAGGACCUUCAGCCCUACGGCGUCUCACUCGGAGUCCGAAUCAUCGCUUGAGCUUGAGGCGAUCCAGCUCCUCAUCUUCCAGGUCUGUUGUGUCGGUGGCAUCGGACGAUAGUGAAGCAUCGACAUCGUCGACCUCGACCUCUUGUGUUAACCGUGACACUGCCCAAGAUGAAUGCGCCCUAUACCGCUUCAUCGUCUGGGCCGCCGUCAAGCGCAAUGCCUGCGACAAGAUGACCCCCGACGAGAAGAGAGAAUGCCCCAUGCUGCGAUGCCGGAAACGCUUCCCAAACCAUGAGCUCAUGCUCCAGCAUCUGUACAUCUGCGACCAGCUCGCCGUCGGUGAGUACUGGUGCUACGACUGCGGAAAGGUCGAGCGUUUCAGCGAUGCCAAGUGCAAGCGCUGCCUGGGCCACCCCUCAAGGAGGAGGAAGAUCAUGUCCAUGGCCAAGAACUUCUUCAGCUCCCUCGGCCACAAGAACAAAACCUCCUCUCUCAUGGGCCUGGACCUUGACAUUGAUGACGCCCCUCCCAGUUACGAUUCCCUCCUGGAGGACCCUGCCCAGCCGUCGCAGUUCGAGCUGUUUUCCACCGAGAUCCACGAAAUCGACUCAUGCGAGAUAUCGCUGCCUACUAUCCUGGAGGAUGCCGACGAGGCAGAGUCCGGUCCCGCCCCGGCACCAACACCCAUAGUGUCACCGCUGCCUAUCGAGCCUCUCCCCGUCCGCCCCGUGGAACUACCGUCCGCCCCGAUCCUCGCUGAGUCCUUCCUUGACUGGUCCCCGCUGCCUGACACCGUGGCCCCCAGGAACCUCAUCAAUCAAGAAGGCAUCACCAACCAGGACCGCCCCGUCCUCCAAGUCCACACCCAUGACUUGGAGCAGUACAGGGCCCAGGCAAAGAAGCGGAGCAAGAUGCUCGCCCCGAGCUCUUCGGUCCGGUCGAACGCCAGCACAAACAGCACCAACAGCACCAACAGCACCUCGAGCACCGCCAGCUACAACAUCUCGCCCAUGUCCGCCUGGUCUGGUCCCUGGGCUAAGGUUGCGGGGUUUGAGUCUACCUUGACUUCGCCUGCUGACGAUCUGAACAGCCCUGGUGGCCUACUCCGCAGCAACUCCUUCCUCAUCCCGGACAAGCCUUCCAAGGGCCACGGUUGGGACGACUGUGGCAAUGCUGCGUCCAAUUCCUUCUUCUCGGAGCUCCCGGCCGACAUCCCUAUGAUGGACACUGUGCCCACCGCAGACACUCUUCAAAACUCCCUGGGACUUGACCAGUCCGUCUUCUCCUUUGAUACCUCAGGGUCUGUCGACCUCUCCCUCAGGUCCAAUCUGGUGUUGACUGAUGACUCAUCGAUGCCGCCGCCAAUGCCUCAGAUUUCCAUCACCGAGCCUGUUGUUGGCUACUACGCCUAUGCUAACCCGAGGUCUCUUAUCGGUACGGCCUGGGAUGCCUUGGAGAUGCACGUCGUCGAGUCCAUGGACAAGUUACAGCGGAUGAACAAGAACCACCUUGUCAAUCAACUGCGGAGCAUGUCGGCGCACUCGAUAGCAAUGAGCGGGCUAGAAGCGCUCGGUGAUGUCCUCGACGGGUGUCGGCCUGCCACACCUGUGAAGCUGCUGUGUUUUGUCCAUGUGAUCUACUCCUUCUCUCUUGUUGUUCACGAGCAAGAUGCGCCCAGUCGAUGGACCGAUCUCUUUGGUCAAGCCAUGUCAUACAGCACCUGGUUCUCCCGCCAAGAUCGCCAACUCUACAUCCAAAUCGUCGAUGCCCUAUGGAAACCUGCGGGCAUGACCGAGACAGAUGUAGUCAACCUCGUCCGGGCCAAGGGCUCCUCCUCAAUAUCGCGCUCGUUGAGUCUAAAGGGCAAAGAACCCGAAUCAGUUGCCGCAACCCAGUCUAGCAAAGAUUCGCUGGUGAUUGUUGCGCAGUAUUUCCUCGACCAACUGGAGUACUCGGCGAUCCACACGAUAGACGAACCCGAGAUUCAAACAUCGGAACUGUGCAUGCAACAUCUUGGAGAUACUACCCUAAACAUGACCAGUGAUUCGCCCCUGGCGAUUGCGGUCAAUUUCAUGCUCAAGUAUGGAUUCCAAGAGUACACUGCCGAUUCCCCAAGUUUCUUGGCCAGUUUGGACGAUAUUCUGCAACGUGUGGUCUCGAACUAUGUGUCAACCUCGCGCGGUCUUGAACUGGAGUUGAUGCACGCUGGAAAGAUGUGUUUGCCCUCAGAUGUCUACUUUGACAGUUUUAUUUCAUGUGUUCGAAUGCACAUGGAUUCGCUAUACGCACAGAACAUACCGAAUAUUUCCCAAAGGACCAUCUACUACCGCCAUGGUGUCAAACUUAUCGAGGCAAUCAUUGGUGCAUCUCAAGUACUACAAGAUCAAUCAGUGGAUGUGACAAGAACACCGGCACUAGAUUCACUUGAUGAUGUUAUCGAAGCUAUGACUCCUCACAACAUCGAUGGCUUUGACUUUAACCUAGUUGGGAGGUUCGAUGUUGACCCGCAGAUCGGCUUCUCAGGUGCGAUGACCAUUGACCCUGGCGCAUUGGGCAACCCUCAGCUGCUUCCGACUCCCGAAGGGACUGUGUCGGUGGGCGGCCCAUCAACGGUGGCCACGUCUCCGCCAUCACCAGUCCCAGCCUCGGCAGCGACCAAGACAGAGUCCAACAGCUGCUGUGAGCUAUGUGGUUACCGGCCAAAGGGUGAUCCUCGAUGGUUUGGAGGUAGCAUGGCAAAGCAUAAGAAGCUACAGCACGCCACGACCCCGCCCAAAAUCUACCGUUGCCUGUACCCCGGAUGCACGAGCCAGUACAAGAACCGGCCGGAUAACCUACGACAGCAUCAAAUAGAGAAGAAGCAUUUCACGGACGGUCAGGAGGGCAGUCAACGGCCGAGCAAGCGGAAGAAGGUUGAUUGA